AUGUGGAUGAAGAUAUUCACCAAACGCGCUGGCACGAGCUCGAGCGGUCUGCCGUUCCACCGCGGGGAGGAGGCGCAGACGCAGGCGGACGCGGAGAAGGGCGAGGACGGCCGGAGUGGGGACGACACUAGUGGCACUGGCGAGCGGGGCAAGAGCGGAGUGCCGACGAAGCAGAUCAAGUUCGAGUCCAAUGCGGACGGCUGGCAUCGCAUCCUCAAGAGAGUGCUGCACAAGUUCACUUCAGCUUCUACUGGCACGCCUUCGGAUGGACUGGGCGGCGGUGACGGAAGCGAGUCCUCGGCGUCGAUUAUUGCCAACUUCCAUGCGGCGUCGAGGCAGCAGAACUCGGAGAAGAAUGGGGCGGACUGGGAGCUCGACGAGAUCAUCGUGGACAACGAGGACGAGGGCGCGGGCGCGGACCAUGAUUCCCAGCACAGGCCCCAUCUCACAGCCAACACCGGCUCCGAGAAGGGAACAGUUUCGCAGACCGGUUCUCUCAAGCGCAACUUUGACAGGCGGGAUAGCGGCAACUCCGAGUCCGGCUAUUCGAGCUGGGUCCGAGGACAUCUGUGGCCCUACGUCGUCACGUUCUUCAAUCCUCACUUCGAAGAGCCAUCCCGAGAACUCGACUACCAGAAGCAGGAAUGGUACACGAACAAGAGGCUCGCUUUUUAUGCGUCGCUCUAUCUCUACCUCAACAUGAUUCUGUAUCUCGUUCUCAUCCGACCACAUUCCCUUUACGGUUUCAUCGUCUACUACGGUGGCUUGGUCGCAGUUACUGUCGCCAUCCCCUUUAUGGUCGCAUUUGACUAUCCUGUCAAGCGACCAUGGCUUUUCCAAUGCUGCUUCAUCGUCGCCGUAUGGUACUGCGCCUUCGCCGACGUGAUCGAGAUCAAGCAGUGCGGGUUCUACGCUGACCAUCCUCGGUGCCAUGGAAAGGAUUUCCUAGAGAUGUCUUAUUAUGGCACUGGUCUCCCGACUAUCGCCUUGUUCAUCGCGUCUCGUAGGCUGUUCAACGCAGUUGCGCAGUUCUUGUACUUCUGCUUGGCUGUCGGGUUGGUCAUUCCGGACCAUGGCGCCUACACCCGCAAUGUCGUGAACUUCGCGAUCUUCUCAAUCUUCGUUCAAGGUAUCCACUAUAGCCUCGAGAUGAACUCGCGCCGUAUCUACAUCGUCAACAACCAACUCAAGAUCGCCUACCGCGCGCAGCAGAAAGCUCAGAUCGCCGAGUCCAAAGCGAGCCACGCCAAGAAACGCUUCGCGUCUUACAUCUUCCACGAGGUUCGCGUGCCGCUCAACACGGCUUGGCUAAGCUACGAGAACUUGAAGAGCGAGAACGCAUUCAGGGAUGAGGCGUUGAUUCAUCAGAAUGUCGAGUUGUACGCGCUCGAGGCGAGCUUGACCAUGAUGCAGCAGGUGCUGAAUGACGCGCUGGAUCUCGAGAAGAUGGACGCCGGUCGCUUCGAAUCCUCACCUCGACCGUUCCCCUUGCAUCGCGCCGUUCAGUCCGUUCUGGGGCCUAUCGAAGUCACUACGGCGUCCAAGGACCUCCGACUAGACAAAGAUCUCGACGAGCGCAUCGACCUCCUCGCGUCUCCCUUCGUCUCAACAGACGGGCUAUGGGUCGUGGGCGACGAAAUUCGCCUGCGUCAGGUGCUCACGAACCUUGCCUCAAACGCCGUCAAGUUCACACCUGAAGGAGGAGGGGCUAUCAAGGUCGUUACCAGGCUCGUCAGUCCGAACGUGGGAUCCAAUGGAGACGAUAAGUUCAUGUUGAGUAACGCGGGAAGCGGGAGCGGGAUUGGGACGAGUUCUCCUAAUACGCGGUUGAGCUCGGAUUUGGAGGGUGGAAUGGAGGGGAAGCCUAAGAGGGAGAGGAUCGUGUUUAGGCUGGAGGUGCACGACAGCGGACCUGGUGUGCGACCUUCGGAUCUAGUCGACGGACGUCUUUUCCAGCCCUUCGUUCAGACCAACGUCGGCAAGCUUAGCGGCAAGGGCAGUGGUUUGGGCCUUGCGAUCGUGAGACAGAUUGUCACGCUCAGCGGCGGUCGUCUGGGUGUACGGUCCCGCAAGGGUCAAGGCGCGAUCUUCUGGGUCGAGUUCUCCUACCCUAUCGCAAGUCAGGAAGAGAUUCAGGAGACUCUGCGCAGUCUAGCGCCCACGACGAUGCCACCGGUAACACUUGAGAAGCCCGUCAUUCCCAACGUCGUACCCGUCGGCACUGCUGUAAACCCACCAUUGGAGCCCGAACCCGAGAAGGCGCCCAACCACAAGUUCGUGUCGUUCGUAGGCACUGAUGCGCCGUAUCUCCCGCCGCAGAUGACAAUGAAGGAGGAUGCGAAGGCACGGAAGGAGCAGCGGGAUAAGGAUCAGCUGUCGCCGCACGACCCCAGGACGGGAUUGACGACGCCCCCUCCGAGCAACUCGAGCCUACAGGGCGUGCUCAAGAACGCCAACGCCCCUCCGCCCGCACCGUCCCCUUCGCCCGGCCCUCAGGUUCCCGCUCCCGCGCCUUCACCAGCGCCAUCACGCAUGUCGCAAAACCCUGACGCUAUGAAGGUCCUCGUCGUCGACGAUGACCCGAUGACGCGUACCCUCAUGACGCGCAUGCUCACGAAGUUGGGCUGCGUCGUCGAUACGGCUGAAGACGGACAACAAUGCUUGGACGCUAUGCUCGGCCCGGAAUCGCCCAAGUACGACCUAGUCAGCUUGGACAACUACAUGCCCGUCAUGACUGGAGAGGAGACCGUGCGUCGAUUGAGGAGUCUGGGCAGAGAUGACCUGGUCGUAGGGUGUACCGGCAACGCGUUAAGUGAGGAUCAGAGCGCGUAUAUUGAGGCGGGCGCGGAUAGGGUGUUGACGAAACCAAUUAUGCUCAAGGAUCUGAAGGCUGUGUUGGAAGUCGCGCGCAAGAGGCGGAAGUCGGCGGAGCAGGUCGACCAGGUCGCCACCGCUAAUGGGUCGGUACCAGAACCAAAGACCGGCCCUGAUCCUCCACCUCCGCCAAUCGACGUCAAGCAGCCAUAG
Peniophora sp. CBMAI 1063 is the source of this 3027-nucleotide messenger RNA. Lineage: Eukaryota; Fungi; Basidiomycota; Agaricomycetes; Russulales; Peniophoraceae. The record is from the annotation of a GenBank genome assembly.